Ceutorhynchus assimilis (cabbage seed weevil) is the source of this 500-nucleotide messenger RNA. NCBI's taxonomy places the organism in Eukaryota, Metazoa, Arthropoda, Insecta, Coleoptera, Curculionidae. The record is from the annotation of a GenBank genome assembly.
AGAGCAUUUCGUUGGUGAAGUGAUUUUUGAAACUUCAACACAAUGUUUUCUUCUAUACUAUUAAUUAGUUUGGUCAUUACAUGUUCAGUAACCAAUCCUAUCACUCGAACGGAUAAUAUUGACAAAGAAAUCGGGCUCGACCUUUUCGAAGAAAAAUUUGAAAAUAACCCAUAUUCCAAUCCAGAAAGUUACAUCUUGGUUCCAGCUUUUAUUGUCAAGUCUUCACAAACUGAUGGCAAAACUCAUAUUUUAGUAAAAAGACAAUCCUCAGGUGAUAACAGUCGAGCAAACAGGAACGAAAUAGGAUUUUACAGAGGCCAAGCCUAUGUCGGAUAUCUCAAUAAUUAUGACUUCUUCCCAACAGUGGCAGUUUAGUAAUUUAAGUACACAAAUAAGACUGCUUUAUUAGAUUAAUUUACAAGAGUCUCUUAAGCUCCUACUGAUAUGUGAUUAUUUUUUCAAGUGGCACAUCAAUCUAAUCAGUUGGUAAAUAAACAACA